Oncorhynchus mykiss (rainbow trout) is the source of this 14057-nucleotide messenger RNA. Lineage: Eukaryota; Metazoa; Chordata; Actinopteri; Salmoniformes; Salmonidae. The record is from RefSeq and is a predicted model, not a curated record.
UUGAAUGGAUGAUUUUGGCAACCAUCAUAGCUAACUGUAUCGUCCUGGCUCUGGAACAGCAUUUACCUGAGAAUGACAAAACUCCUCUUUCUGAGAGACUGGAUGAUACAGAGCCCUACUUCAUAGCCAUCUUCUGUUUUGAGUCAGGUAUAAAGAUUCUGGCUCUGGGCUUUGCCCUCCAUAAGGGCUCCUACCUGAGGAAUGGAUGGAACGCUAUGGACUUUGUAGUAGUGCUCACUGGUAUCUUGUCGGCGGUUGGCUCCGAAUUUGACCUGCGGACACUGAGAGCAGUCAGGGUUCUGCGACCACUUAAGUUGGUGUCAGGGAUUCCCAGCCUGCAGGUGGUACUCAAGUCCAUCAUGAAGGCUAUGAUCCCCCUGCUGCAGAUCGGACUGCUUCUCUUUGUGGCCAUUCUGAUGUUCGCCAUCAUCGGCCUUGAGUUCUACAUGGGAAAGUUCCACACCACCUGUUUCGACAUCGCCACUGAUGAGAUUUAUGAUGAGUUGCCAUGCGGUACAGAGUUACCGUCCAGAUUGUGUCCUAAUGGGACCACGUGUAAAGGCUAUUGGCUGGGGCCCAACUAUGGGAUCACCCAAUUCGACAACAUUCUCUUUGCUGUCCUCACUGUAUUCCAAUGUAUCACCAUGGAGGGUUGGACCGAUAUGUUAUACUAUAGUAAUAAUGUAGAGGGAAGUGCCUGGAACUGGAUGUACUACAUCCCCCUCAUCAUCAUCGGGUCCUUCUUCAUGUUAAAUCUGGUGCUGGGCGUCCUCUCAGGAGAGUUUGCCAAAGAGAGAGAGCGAGUAGAGAACCGUGCAGAGUUCCUCAAAUUGAGACGCCAGCAGCAAAUAGAGAGAGAGCUAAACGGAUAUCUAGAAUGGAUCUGUAAAGCAGAGGAGGUCCUUCUGAAUGAGGAUGGUACCAUUUUUACCGGUACCGUCAAGACCAAGAACAAGAAAGAGCUGCUGAAUCCAGAAGAGGGGGAAGACGGUGGAGCUAAUGGAGACCCGUUUGGCCGAGGUGGUCUACAGGAUGGGUCCAACUACAAUAGGAACGAGCGGCGGAUCCGGUUCUUCAUCCGUAAGAUGGUGAAGACUCAGGCCUUCUACUGGACCGUCCUGAGUCUGGUGGGCCUCAACACCAUGUGUGUGGCGGUGGUACACUAUGAACAACCUGAGAUCCUCUCCGACUUUCUCUUCUAUGCAGAGUUUAUAUUCCUGGGUCUGUUCAUGUCAGAGAUGUGUAUUAAGAUGUAUGGCUUGGGGACUAGGCCCUACUUCAACUCCUCCUUCAACUGCUUUGACUGUGUUGUGAUCGUGGGCAGUAUAUUUGAGGUGAUAUACGCGGUCAUUAAGCCAGGGACAUCGUUUGGCAUCAGUGUGUUAAGAGCCCUCCGACUGCUCAGGAUCUUCAAAGUCACCAAGUACUGGGCCCCUCUACGUAACUUGGUGGUAUCAUUACUCAACUCUAUGAAGUCCAUCAUCAGUUUGCUCUUCCUCCUCUUCCUCUUCAUUGUCGUCUUUGCCCUUUUGGGCAUGCAGCUCUUCGGUGGACAGUUCAACUUUGAAGGUGGCACGCCGGCCACCAACUUUGACACCUUUCCUGCAGCUAUAAUGACAGUAUUUCAGAUCCUGACGGGUGAAGACUGGAACAUGGUGAUGUAUGAUGGGAUCAAGUCUCAGGGAGGAGUAAACAGCGGAAUGGCCUACUCCGUCUUCUUCAUAGUGCUCACACUCUUCGGCAACUACACCCUGCUGAAUGUGUUCUUAGCUAUCGCCGUGGACAAUCUGGCCAAUGCUCAGGAGUUGACCAAGGAUGAGGAGGAGCAAGAAGAGGCAGCUAAUGCCAAGACAACCCUGCAGAAGGCCAAGGAGGUGGCUGAAGUUAGUCCUCUGUCUGCCGCUAACCUCUCCAUCGCUGCUAAGGAGCAGCAGAAGAAUAAUAAGGCUGGUGGUAAAUCCGUGUGGGAACAGAGGACCAGUGAGAUAAGGAGACAGAACCUGAUGACCAGCAGAGAGGCCCUGUACAACGAGAUGGACACGGAGGACUGGAAGGUCAGGGGAGAGGGGGAGGGAGAGGUGUCGUACCCCCAUCGUGCGGGGGACAUGAAGACCCACCUGGACCGUCCGCUGGUGGUCAACCCCCAGGACAAUCGCAACAACAAUACCAACAAGACCCGGCCCGGAGAGCCCCCUCUAGACCCGCAGGACACCCUGGGCCAGCAGAGGGCUGAAGAAUACAUCAGACGCCAGGCCUGCUACCAUCAGAGAUACAGGGGGGGUGAACCAAGGGGAGGUAGUGGCCCAGAGAGAGAGGCCCGUCUGGGGCACGGGGGGAGCAGAUUGUCCCUGCAGACGCUGGAGGGUAUUGAAGAAAGAAGGGAACAUGGAAGGAGAUGUAGGCAUAAAGAAGGGAAGGAGGGGAGGAGUGUGUCACCGCAUUACAGCGAGGGAGGAGUGGGGGAUGAGAAGAGGAGUAAGUGUAAGGGGACAGAAGGGGUAGUGGUAGGGGAGGGGGGUGAGGUAGAGGGGGAGGGGAGGAGGCCGAGGCGUCAUCGGCAUGGAGAGAGGAGCCGACAGCAUCGAGUUAGAAAAGACCACCACUGCAGUGGCCCCAACCUCUCCACCGCUCGGCCCAUCCUCAGACAGGACAGUCAGUACAGGGAAGACCUAGACAACCUCCUCAACAACAGCAAACUACACGACCACACCCUCCACCCGCUGCCCCCAGACCACCCUGACCUUGUGAAUAACCUCCUGAACCGCAGUGUGACAGCAGACACACACCACCAUAGUAUGGACAGUCUAAUUCUGACCAGUAUGGCCAAGCCGGCUCAUACGGUCGUGGAUAUGAUGCCUCCUGUCUAUCCAUAUCCCUCCACCAAUGCCAUCCUGCAAGUGAACAAGAAUGCUAACACAGACCAGAAAAAGAAGGAUGAGGAGAAGAAGGAGGAAGAGGAGGAUGAAGGGGGCGAUGAAGAUGGUCCCAAACCAAUGCCCCCGUUCAGCUCCUGUUUCAUACUGUCCACCACCAACCCGUUCCGUAGGUGCUGCCACUACAUCCUGACCAGGAAGUACUUUGAGUUCAGUAUCCUGUCUGUGAUCGCAAUGAGCAGCAUCGCCCUGGCUGCAGAGGACCCUGUCUGGCCUGAGUCACCAAGCAACCAAGUGCUGAAAUACUUUGACUAUGUCUUCACGGGUGUCUUCACGUUUGAGAUGUUGAUCAAGAUGGUGGUGCUAGGCCUGUUCUUACAUCAGGGUUCAUACUUCAGGGACCUGUGGAACAUCCUGGACUUUAUAGUGGUUAGUGGUGCUCUGGUGGCCUUCGCCUUCACGGGGAGUGGCAAAGGGAAAGAUAUCAGCACUAUCAAGUCUCUGAGAGUACUGAGGGUACUACGACCUCUCAAGACCAUCAAACGACUCCCCAAGCUAAAGGCUGUGUUUGACUGUGUGGUGAACUCUCUGAAGAACGUCCUGAACAUCCUCAUCGUCUACAUGCUCUUCAUGUUUAUAUUUGCUGUGGUGGCUGUGCAGCUGUUCAAAGGCAGAUUCUUCUACUGCACUGACGAGUCCAAGGAGUUUGAGCGCGAUUGCAGGGGAGAGUUUUUGGUGUACGAACGGAAUGAAGUAAAAGCUGAGAAGCGGGAGUGGAAGAAGUACGAUUUCCACUACGACAACGUGCCUUGGGCCCUGCUCACCCUCUUCACUGUGUCCACUGGAGAGGGCUGGCCGCAGGUGUUAAAGCAUUCGGUAGAUGCGACCUAUGAGAAUCAGGGUCCCAGUCCGGGCUACCGGAUGGAGAUGUCCAUCUUUUACGUGGUGUACUUCGUUGUCUUCCCCUUCUUCUUCGUCAAUAUCUUUGUUGCUCUCAUCAUCAUCACCUUCCAAGAACAGGGGGAUAAGAUGAUGGAGGACUACAGUCUGGAAAAGAAUGAGAGAGGAUGUAUAGACUUUGCCAUAAACGCCAAGCCCCUGACCCGCCACAUGCCCAAGAACAAGCAGAGCUUCCAGUUCCGGAUGUGGUCGUUUGUGGUGUCCCCACCGUUCGAGUACAGCAUCAUGGGUCUGAUCGCACUCAAUACUAUAGUCCUCAUGAUGAAGUAUAAUGGGGCGUCUGACACCUAUGAUAAAGUCCUGAAGAACAUCAACAUCGUCUUCACUACCCUCUUCUUCAUGGAGUGUAUUCUCAAGAUCAUCGCCUUCGGGGUUUUGAAUUAUUUUAAAGACGCUUGGAACAUUUUUGAUUUUGUCUCCGUGCUCGGAAGCUUCACUGAUAUCCUGGUGACAGAAUUUUGGAAUAACUUCAUCAACCUGAGUUUCCUUCGACUGUUCCGAGCGGCUCGUCUCGUCAAGCUACUGAGACAAGGAGAGACUAUACGCAUCCUGCUCUGGACUUUCGUCCAGUCAUUUAAGGCGCUGCCCUAUGUGUGCCUCCUCAUUGGCAUGCUGUUCUUUAUCUACGCCAUCAUUGGGAUGCAGUUGUUUGGUAAUCUGGCACUGGGCGAGGACGAAGGCAGUGCCAUCAACGAAAACAACAACUUCAGGACUUUCAUCAUGGCACUCAUGUUACUAUUCAGGAGUGCGACAGGUGAGGCGUGGCAUGACAUCAUGCUGUCGUGUCUGGGGGGUAAGAAGUGUGACCCAGACUCAGGGAACACAGAACCAGAGUGUGGCAGCACCUUCGCAUACACAUACUUCGUCUCCUUCAUCUUCUUCUGUUCUUUCCUGAUGCUGAAUCUGUUUGUGGCUGUCAUCAUGGAUAACUUUGAGUACCUGACCAGAGACUCAUCUAUACUGGGUCCUCAUCACCUGGACGAGUACGUCAGGAUAUGGGCCGAGUAUGACCCCGCUGCCUGCGGGCGCAUACAUUAUAAGGAUAUGUACAGUUUAUUGAGAGUAAUCUCCCCUCCUCUGGGCUUGGGCAAGAAAUGCCCUCAUAGGGUGGCCUGCAAGAGGCUGCUGCGCAUGGACUUGCCGGUUGCUGAGGACAACUCAGUGCAUUUCAACUCCACCCUCAUGGCUCUGAUUCGGACAGCGCUCGAUAUCAAGAUUGCCAAGGGAGGAGCUGACAAACAUCAGAUGGACGCUGAGCUAAGGAAAGAAAUGAUGGCCAUUUGGCCCAACCUCUCUCAGAAGAACCUAGACCUGCUGGUCACACCACACAAGUCCACAGACCUGACGGUGGGGAAGAUCUACGCUGCCAUGAUGAUCAUGGAGUAUUACAGACAGAGCAAGGCCAAGAAGCUCCAGGCCCUACGCGAGGAGCAGAACCGAACACCGUUAAUGUUUCAGCGCAUGGAGCCGCCCUCCCCCGGGGGAGGAGAAGGGGGAGGAGGGGGAGGCCCCGACGGGACGGGAGGAGGGAUGCCAGGGGCCAACGGCCUCCCCGCCACCCAGCAUGACCCCAACAGCAUACCUCCAGAGGGUGGGAUGACAGAGAGCCAGUCGUGGGUGACAGCUAAAGCUCAGGAGAUGUUUAACAAGACGGGCAACUGGAGCCCAGAGAGACCCUACCCCGACCAUCUCCAUGACAACAGACACAACCCCCAGACGCUAGAGAUGAGAAAGAUGGGGCGGGACGGGUACUCGGAAACUGAGCCCUGUCACCCAAUGCGAAUGGACAGGCAUGGUCGGACCAUCUCCAUGCCCCGCCUCUCAGACGACAACCAACGGAGACGACACAGGCCUCGUGGACAUAACCACCUCAGUACCGUAACAGACACCAGCCCCAUGCGUCGGUCCACUUCCUCUCUGGUACACAGGCGUUCUGGCAGGGAGAGGGGGGUGAGGCUGGAUGACUACAGCCUGGAGAGGGUAGAAGGAGAGGGGAGGCACGGUGGGGGAGCAGGAGGGGGACAACGCAGGGACAGGAGGGACAGGAGCCACCGCACCUCUCAGAGGUCCCUUACCAGAUACACAGACGCAGACACAGGGUUGGGCACAGACCUGAGCACUACCACCCAGUCUGGAGAACUCCCCCCCAAAGAGCGUGAACGCGAACGCGGUCGAGCCAAAGACCGCAGGCACCACCAUCAUCACCACCACCACGGUGGCUCCAUGGAGAAGGAGGGGCGCUUCGGGCCAGACAGACACGGGCCAGAGUUCACCCACAGACACCCCCACGACCGGGGGGACAGACACUGGUCCCGCUCUCCUAGUGAGGGGCCCGACGGACGGGGCCACAGACAGGGCAGUAGCUCGGUGAGCGGCAGCCCCGUCCCCUCCACGUCCGGUACCUCCACCCCCCGCCGCGGGCGCCGCCAGCUGCCCCAGACCCCCGCUGUGCCACGCCCCCACGUCACCUACUCCCCAGCCAUACGACACCCCAAGCCCACCUACGGAGCAGGUCCCCCUGGGCGACUCCGCUCCCCCUCCCCCCGACACUUCUCCCCCCCAGAGCACGACGGAGGGGGGUAUCACCGCCCGCCAUCGCGUCACGUUUCGCCGCUUGAGCACGGAGGGUCGAGGCACGGGUCUCCGAGAUCGGCCCGACACCAGUCGGGGUCUCGUUCACCUCCGCCCCACCAUGGGUCACCCCGGUCCCCCCGCCACGGGCGUUGGAGCGGUCCCCCUCCCGGGGAUAGUCUGGAGAGCGAGGUUGGCCCAUUCUAUGAGCGUGACUGCGAGUACGAGCGCCAGCAUGAGCCGCCCGCCUACGAGCAGAGCCUCAGCAACCCACAUCCCCACGGCAACCCCCACCCGCACGGCAACCCACAUCCGCACGGCAACCCGCACCCACGCUCCCCCAGGACUGCCCGGCACGGGGGCGGCGUGGGCCCACCACCUCCACUUGCUCCCACUCACCCCCGACGAGUCCCAAAUGGUUACCGCUCGUCUUCGCCCUCCCCGCACCGGCGAGGGCCCCCACAUCAACACCCCAAUCCAGGGGGACCACCCCACCGGUCCCCCCCUCAUCACCGGGUCCCCCAUGGAGGCCCCAGAGGCCCCCGGAAGGGACUGCACGAACCCUACAGCGAGACGGACGAGGACGACUGGUGCUAGCACAGCGAAGGAACAGAAGAACGAGGGAGGAGAGGAAGAGAGGAAAAGGAGGGAGGAGAGGAGUCUCUCCGUCUCCCCCGUCCUCUGUUCUUCGUUAUGCAGACUUGAAUGAAGGGUAAAGGGAUGCAGAAGGGGGUGAGGAAAGGAAAGGAGGAGAGGAGAAUUUGGGAGAAGUCUCUCCAUCUCUCUACCUCCACCCCUGAGACUCAGACUUGGAUGGAAUGAUGAGGGAUGGAGGGAUGGUUAGAGGAGAAGAGGCACACUGUGUGGGUGUGUGAGACUCUAAACUCAGAGCAGACAUGACAGAGAGAGACAGCUAUAAGGCAGAACUACGCACCUCUCCUCUUCUCCUCUGUCUCAACUACCAUACCCAGAGUUCUCAGCGUGCCCAGGGGGGAGUAGACCGAGGGAUGGUGGAGAGGUGCUGACGGAGGUGUGGAGAGGGAAGAAAGAACAAAAGAAUGAAAGGAAGGGAGGAGCAUGUAUAUUAAGUUACAAGUGGCCAAUGAAUGGUAAAUAAAAGCCCCUCUCCCAGACUGUUUAGGGGAUAGGUGGGUUAGUUAAGUUAAGCUAAACCUGGGUGCUCUUGCUGUUCUGUCAUUCUAUUCUACUAGCCUGAUAAGUGUUAGGAGCUAACAGCUAAACGCUAGCUAGCUAACACUGCUCUUGGUCUAACCUAGACGGACAUGUUUAAAAAAACAACAACGAAAACCCAUGCCAGGACCCCCUAUCCUUAUACACGCCAAGCUAUGCCUCCAGAAAAAUCUAACUUGAAGACUAAAGAGCAGAAAACAAAAACAAACUUUGAAAAAAAAGAGGAGAAAAAAAGGGAGAACAACCACUUUAACUUAAACUUUCCUGAAAGGGACCGGACUAGAACCAGGAAGCUCCGCCUCUACUGCAAAAACCAGCCAAUGACAGAGCUGGCUGAUAUUUGAUGAGUUUUAUCAUCUCCUGUUUACUGUUACAGACUCACGAAAUGCUGACGACGGACCUGGUGUGACCUCACAUCCGGUGGGUGGGGCCUAGUGUGACAUCACUUCCUGUUCCGGUGGGUGGGGCCACAGGGGAGGGGCUGGGGGCAGAGUUAUGGACCCUUAGGGGGCGUAGUUUGUUUGCCCCCACUAUCUUCUCUCCCCCCUUCCUCUCUCCUCCAUCCUGCCGAAGGGAAGGGAAGGAAAAUGAUGUGAGGAUGAGCAGAAAGAAAGAAGGACAGGGAAGGAAAAUGAUGUGAGGAUGAGCAGAAAGAAAGAAGGACAGGGAAGGAAAAUGAUGUGAGGAUGAGCAGAAAGAAAGAAGGACAGGGAAGGAAAAGACCAUUUCUUCAGUAUUUCUUCUAUCGAUUACUUCUUCUUCUUCUAGUUCUUCUUCUUGGACAUUGGAGCUUGGUUCUUCUGUUGCGUUCGCUCAAGCCUCUGUUAAUCCGUUAUGAUGCAUGAAAAAAAUACCUAGAGAGAAAAUCUACUGUUGGGGAUAUGGGGGCAUAUUGGGUUUAUAGAACACUUACAUUUUAGGUUUUGAUUGAAGAAGUUCUCUUUUUCUGACUCUCUCUCUCUCUCUCUCUCUGACUCUGUCUAUCAUCAUGCGUUUGUUUAUUGAGUAAAUAUUUGUUCUAUAUCACCCUAAGGAUCCGAUGGACAACCUUUUUUAAGUUUGAUUUCUGCCCAAUAGGGUUUUAAAGCUACCAUUUUCUUAUCUUGAAAGUACUCCUAAGUUCCUGAGAUACUCCUAAAUUUUACUAAGAUUCUCCUGUUGUACUAAGAUAUUCCUAAAUUGUUUUGAGGAAUAAGUAAGAAUUGAGAGAGCUAUGGGGAGAGAGAACUUCAACCUCUUUAAAUAAUUGAUUUGUAUUGUUAAUAAUGAUGAUAGUCCUAUAAAUACUGAUAUCAAUGUCAAUGCAAAACGAUGAAUGAUGAUAGCUGUUUGCCGUAGAUCUGUUGUCAUGUUUUUUGGAGUUUCAAUCUGCUGUGUCAUCUAGUUUUCAUCGUUUAUUUUCCUUUGGUUCUGUUCAAACUGUUUCCAAACUGUUCCCAAACUGUUUCCAAACUGUUCCAAAACGCCUUUAACUGGGUCCGAUACAUGCAACACGCAUAAACUUUUCAGGGAGGGGUUAGAUGUCGGAUUGUGAUUGUGAGCAACACAGAUGGAACUGUGUGGCGUUGUGUAACGCAGCUCUUUACCUCUGAUAGGUCCCCCCCUCAGUGGUAGACAGAGAACCGGGGACACGUUCAGUAGCCAAAUGUUGUCAAACGUUGCAGAUAGAAAUGUCAUUAACAGAGCCGACGUGGUUCUUCAUUCUACGUGUAAGAGAUGCAUGUUUGUUCUAAAUAGCAUUUUUCUAUCCAAGCGUUCCAAAAACAUUGUGUCCUGCUGAGUGCGCCCCAGUCAUAGCCAAAUGAACCGGCCAACCAACCAACCGUCAGACCUCCACACAGUAUCUGAUUUACAGCUAGCUGUGGACCAUAGAGUUAGAAAGAGGACUUAUACUGGGAUAUAUCCACCUAGAGCCCUCUUUCUACCUCUAUGUUGUGAACGAGCUCCACAUCACAUCCCCAUGAGCUCUCCACUCGCUGUCGAGUCUCUCUGUCUUUCUGAUUUUCCAUGACAUGUUUAGCAUUGAGCUGCUUGCUUUACCAAGCCAGAGGAGAACAUUCUAGAAACAUUUUAGAAUCUCUAAGACAUUCUAGAAACUCUAGUCUAGACUCUAGAAACUCUAGUACAUUCUAGAGCAUUCUUUAGACAGGUUAGCUAACAUGAUUGUUUCCAGAUGUUUUGGAUUAAAACAUAUUUAUUUUGCUAUGAUUACAGUUAUGUAGAUUGUAACAGAUAUUCCCUAUCAUAACUCGUAAAAUGAUAGAUACAAUAUAGAUAUAUAGAGAUACAAAAGUUUAUAUAUUAUAGAGCGAAAAACAUACUUUUAUUUACUUCAAACACUCUAGCUAAGUGGCUAGAGCUCAGAAACUCUCCAUUGAAAUCAGCUACACAGAUUCAAAUUGCACUUUGUCACUGUAGCUCCACACAAUAUCCCACUACAAACUCUAUGCAGAUCUAUCCAACAUUCAUUUCUCCUUUACCAUUAUAGUUCAGAGUGGUUGUACCAUUAUAAAUAAAUGACAAUAUGUACGUGGGCGCAUAGAAAUAGAAUGUGUAGAACAGGCCUCCCAAUUCAAGUCAAUGAUGGCAUAUCUAUAGAUUAUAUUUCUAUGGGUCAGAUAGUGUAGUGUCAGAUAGUGUAUAUACAGCGUUUUGAUAUAGAUGGAUAGAACUAUAUAGAUAGAGGGUAUGCCCACAUCGUUUUGCUUUUGCACAAUCACUCACGAUAUCCUUGUCCUUCAUAGCAUCUUUCCUUUAUUUUUGACCCUCCUGCAGUGUUUUGUCCUCUCCUGCUCCCUCUAUCAUUCUCCCAAGCUGUCCAAUCCCAGGCCUAGUGUAGUGUAGUGAACUGGGAAGGGGAGCGGGUGCACAUAUACCACCCCUGCCCUCCAUAUAGGUAGGUCCAGAGAGAGAGGGGGGGGGGGGGGGGGGGCUACAUAUACCACCCCUGCCCUCCGUAUAGGUAGGUCCAGAGAGAGAGGGGGGGGGGCUACAUAUACCACCCCUGCCCUCCGUAUAGGUAGGUCCAGAGAGAGAGGGGGGGACCUACAUCAGAGGGGUGUUUAUCUACCCAGAAACCCCAGUGCCUCAGUGCCUUCUGUUUUCAGAGUCACAUCUACCCUUCCCAGCUUGCCCCUCAGUAUCCCCCUCGCCCCCUCCUGUGGUUGAUCAACGUCAACCACACUACGCCUUAAAGAGUCCUAGUCGCUGUCUGUGGGCAGGUAGCGGUUGGGAGCAAGGCAGUAGGUACUGGGCUUUGCUUAGUUGGUUUGAACAGUGAGUAAAGCGCAGGAAGAGAGGGGAAUGGAAACUACUUUUGAUAUGGCGGCCAUUUUGGGGAUCUCCUUCGCCCAGUUUCACACAGUGUAGUGAGAUACUGUAAUUGCAGGGGCGAAAAGGCAAUGAUUUGUUUACUUCUCAGGUGUCUCUAGAGAUAGAUAGCUAGAUAGAUAGAAUCUACACUAUAUAAUAGGCACGCUAAGGCAGUUAGUCAGUUAUAUCAUAUAAUAUGAUAUCAAUUUAUAAAAUCAUAUGAAAAAAAUAUAGGCCUAGGGUUUGAGUUACUGUAUGGUUUGUUAUCUGGCAUGGGCAUUUGUAAUGUCUUCCCUUCUCCCCUUAACCUCCAUUACAGACCACCUACCAUUCAUCAUGAAUCUGCCGCUGAAAACUACUUGCACUUGACACUGUGGGUGUCCACUGAUCAGGCAGGAAACUGACUACUCCAUUUCGGCUCAGCAACACCAACAUGCUUGUCCAGAAUUGUAACUGCGGAUCCAAAAUGGCUGACAUCGACACACAACACUGCCGUUGUUGCAUGUUGUGUGGAUUGUGUGCUCCAACCAUUAUAAAAUGAAUGACCAUUUUAAGGGGUUUAUUUUGUUUAUUAAAAAAAAAAAAUCCAGAAGAUUUGUGAAAAGGAGGAUUUACGAAGUUUCUAGUUUACUCUCAAUCGUUCAUCCAUCCCUCCUACGUUCCUAUCCAUUUAUUUUUUGUCUUUCCUUUCUAUUUCUGAUGUGACUUCUUGAUCAACUCUCUCUAUCAUUUUUUCCUCCUCUUUGAGAAAGCAGACGAUCUCCGAAAGCCAAUCCAACCCCAUUCACUCAAUCAAUCAACCGUUGUGCGUUUGUGAAAUGAUGUAAAUGAUUGGUGUGUGAGGCUAGUGUGUAUUGAUCCAGAAAUAAGGGCUCUCCUAACAAACUAAAGGGGUUUCAUGUGCAGGUACAGUAGUGCUGCCAAAAGUCAUCUGUAUGUAUCUCAAACCCAUACAGUGGUGUGGUCUCCCCUUGUACAGCACUAGGUGUGUGCAUGCGUGUGUGUUGGGGUCAAGGGUCAGGGUGAGAGAGUCUAUGGGGGGGGGCACAGCUGGGUGUACGUUCCGCUGAGGUGAAACGUUCUGGUAUGUUCUGCUGAAGUGAAACGUUCUGGUAUGUUCUGCUGAGGUGAAUCGUUCUGCUGAGGUGAAUCGUUCUGCUGAGGUGAAACGUUCUGGAAAAGAACAGAUAGAAAUGUAAUGAAUAGAGCUGACACGACACCCUUUUCUGUCAGACUGACAAGCAUAUCCGUUCUACUUGAUGCAUUUCUAUCUGAUUGUUUUCUGUAACAUUUGCACCCUCCUGAACAGACCCCGGUUAGAAGUAGUGUCACUAGUCACAUUAUUUCACAAAUGGCACUGGAACGUUCUUGGUUCAUUUUCUAGCUCCGCCUUCUUCCGCUUGCCAAUACAGCCUUCAUUAUGAUGUCAGCUGCCAUUUUCUCAUUGACCUCCACCUGCAUCCCCCAGCUCAUUUUGGAGUGGAGGGUCACCAACCUCAUCAGGGCUGGGUUUACUGGUAUGACAGUGAGACAUUCUUCUGUGUCUGUGUGUUGUGUUCGUGUGUGUUUGCUACGUUUGUGCUUGUGCGUGUGUGAGUGAGAGAGUGUGUGCGUGCGUGAGUGCGUGCAAGUGAGUGCGUGUGUUCACACCUCAUCUACAGUAAGUUAUCUUCAGUGCCUUACACUGUACAGUAGGAACCAAAUCUUCUUUGUAGAUAGACAACACACUGCACUGAAUAACGCUUUCAUAAUGUUUUCAUAAUGUUUUCUCUCCAACUGUUCUCUUCUCUCCAUCCAGUAUUGCCUCACCUACCAUCCUAUUCCUUCUCUCUCUGUGAUCGACGAGUAAGGUCUGGAGGGAGGGCAUGGGUGAAUGAAUAGGUGAUCGUUGUGUUGGGUCUGUCAUCAUUCUCUUUCUCUCUCUCUGUACAUUUGCUCUGUAAACUCUUCCUGUGUACAUCUUCCAUAAACUUUCUGAAACAAUCCGACCAUGUCCAUCUAUUUUCUCUUUUAUCGCCCCUACAUUUAUUUUUCAACGUUUACAUUUCAAUCAUUUAGCAGAUGUUCUAAUCCAGAGCGACAUAGUGUCGACAACAUCACUCCCACUCUUCAAUUGUGCUUGAAGUCUCACUCAAGUGAUGUCCAUUUCCAUGUAAUACCAUACAUGAACACAAGGUGGUGCACUCAUGCUUUAAACAGAGUAUACAUUGGUCGACAUAACGCACCAUUCAAAGGCCUAUGUGUAUGUUGUCAUUACAUUGUUUUCGCAGGAGAACGGGUGAGUAUCGUGUGUGUACGUGCGCAUGUGCAUGUUUGGAGGCUUCUGUGUGUGUGUGUGUGUGUGUGUGUGUGUGUGUGUGUCUGCACGUGCCAAAACGCACACAGCGACAACACCGAGAUUCUUGACAACUGUGGGUGUGAUUGAUUCCCUAGAGAUGUGUGGAGCUGUCACCAUGGAAACCCUCAAGGCCCCUCCCUCACUCUUCAUUCCAUACAGUCUCCCAACCAUCACCUUAUAAUAUCACAAUACCAUCAAUUUGUCCCAUAGACACUGAUUUAAGAUCUGUUUUCAGUGUUAGCCUCCUUAUGGUGAAGCAUAGGAGUGAGGUGGGGUGAAUCUGGAGUAGAAACCAUAUCAGUCCAGUGCCACAGUAGAAACCAUACCAUAUCAGUCCAGUGCCACAGUAGAAACCAUACCAUAUCAGUCCAGUGCCACAGUAGAAACCAUAUCAGUCCAGUGCCACAGUAGAAACCAUAUCAGUCCAGUGCCACAGUAGAAACCAUAUCAGUCCAGUGUCACAGUAGAAACCAUACCAUAUCAGUCCAGUGCCACAGUAGAAACCAUAUCAGUCCAGUGCCACAGUAGAAACCAUAUCAGUCCAGUGCCACAGUAGAAACCAUACCAUAUCAGUCCAGUGCCACAGUAGAAACCAUAUCAGUCCAGUGCCACAGUAGAAACCAUACCAUAUCAGUCCAGUGCCACAGUAGAAACCAUACCAUAUCAGUCCAGUGCCACAGUAGAACCCAUACCAUAUCAGUCCAGUGCCACAGUAGAAACCAUAUCAGUCCAGUGCCACAGUAGAAACCAUACCAUAUCAGUCCAGUGCCACAGUAGAAACCAUACCAUAUCAGUCCAGUGCCACAGUAGAA